Molecule: messenger RNA, 5823 nt
Organism: Girardinichthys multiradiatus
Lineage: Eukaryota; Metazoa; Chordata; Actinopteri; Cyprinodontiformes; Goodeidae
Exons: 5
Coding region: 241-1713 (490 amino acids)
Biological process (GO): regulation of transcription by RNA polymerase II
Cellular component (GO): nucleus
Molecular function (GO): DNA-binding transcription activator activity, RNA polymerase II-specific; RNA polymerase II cis-regulatory region sequence-specific DNA binding
Source: RefSeq, a predicted model, not a curated record
AGGCAGCACAUGUGGGCCGGAAAAUGUCGCUGCGCCUCUACUCGGCUCUUUUCGGUCACCGUCGGAAAACAUGCGGAGCAGCAGUAGCAGCGAACGACGUGGAGCGCGCAGCCGCCGGAGAAACACCGCGACCCGGGAAAGAUUUUACCCAGUCUGCGGUCAGGGUGUCAGCGCGGGGAGCGGCCUGGGGCGUCGGGGACAGAAGAAUGAGAGAAGCCUCUAAGCGGAGGGGCCGAAAACAUGAACGGGGCCGUGUAUAUUUCGUUUUUUCAGGGUCAGUUAGAGUCAGUGCUGGAGCAGGUCGUUCAGCUCGCCGUCCAGGAAAUCAGCAAGUCGGUGGGCUCCAGCCUGAACGCCCUGCUGCUAGAGACGGCCGCCAAGGAGCAGGAAAACCGCCAGCUCCGCCUGCAACUGCAGACUCGGGAGGGCCGAGGCUCGACCUCCGCGAAGGACGGAGGCUCCGCCGCGAUCGGUAGGAGCAGCAAGGCUGGCGACGAGCGGGGAGACGGCGGCAGGACAAAGCCCGAACCACGCGGUGUCGGAGCGCGGAGCAGUGAGCCCAUAGCGCCCGUGGACACCCGCCGCCUGGAGCAGAGAGGACGGGUCGUAGACCAACUGAAGUCCGUGAUGGAGCAGGUUCUGGCCUUUGCUCUGCGUGAGCUGACCAAGAUCGUGGAGGCGUCGUUCGACGACCUGCUGCUGGAAAUCACCAAGAUGGAGAAGGAACAGCAGAAGCUGGAGGAGAUGCUGGGCAGAAGCUCUGAGCGAGGAGGAGGACAGAAGGGUGGAGGAGGUGGAGGGAGGAGGCGGGGCUCGGUCAAUGACUCUGUAUCACCUAGCGGGUCUGAGGACACCCGGGAGGAACCGGCCGAGGAGUCCAAAGAGACGCCGCCAAUAGACGCCCCGGAGCGUCCCCCGCACCCCCCUGCCUCUCAGGACUGGGUUCCCAUCCUGGACAAGGUCUUCGGUCAGAAAUGGUGCAGCGACGUCUGGCCGAUGAAAGGUGAAGGCGGAGACAGCUGCGGUGACAGGCAGGGCCCGAGUGAAGGAGGGGGACAUCACACCGACCUCGUCUCCUCAUCCUCAGUGAUCCUGCAGCCCUCGCCCUCCUCCCCCCAGCAGGACCCCCGCUGGACUCCUCUGGAGGACAUGGAGGUGUUUUCUCCUGAUGAUGAAGAUGCUGCGGACAGUCAGACAAACGCCGCUGCCGCCGCCACCCCGCCCACGCCUGGACCUCCUCUUAGUCCUUCAGGUCGUCGCUCCUCUGCCUCCAUGCUUCAUCGCCUCCUCACACUGCCCUCUCAGCUGUUGGAUGAAGAUGAAGACGCUAAGGAAACGCUGAUCGCCCUGGCGACCAACGGCAGCAGCGACCAGCAGGAAGACACGGACACGCCCGAUCGGAUCAGGGGAGAGGAGGACGAGGAGGAGGAGGAGGAAGGGGAGGAGGGGGACAAAGGAAGGAAGAAGAAGCGGCGGCGGGUGUGGUCCGAAUGCGAGGAAUGCGGUCGGAGGUUCAGUCGGAUGUCGCUCCUGAAGGCUCACCGCCAGACUCACGCCACCGGUGAUUCUGCCGUCGCCGACACGUCCUCUUCAUCGCCUCCGCCAGCCGGCGCUGGGUCGCCGCUGUGCUGCUCCGAGUGUGGCAAGAGGUUCUCCUCAAAUACCCGCCUCCACAGCCACAUCCGGACCCAGCACCCAGAGAACCGGUCCUAAGGCUGGAGGCCCAGACCAACAGCCGAGGAGGAUCCAGCAGGCGGAACACCGAGGCUUUUAUUCUGAAAGGCAGCAGGAAGUGGGAUCAGUAAGGCCUGUUUUACCUCAGAACCAGCGUAGAGUAAUGGUUCUAAUGUGGAAACUGGAUCCACUUGAACAAAAAACCUUCUUCUUCACAAACAGAAGGCAAUUUUCCGUGAAUUUAAACACUUUUAGUUUUGAAGCAGAACGGAAGACAUUAAUUAAGGGAAGCAGAACCAGAGGUCCGAACCCAGGAAGACCAGUUACUGAGCUGCAGCUAUUGAUCGUUUGGUUACUUGAGUUCUGUCGCGGGAGGACAGAACUCGUAGUCUGCGGUCGUUUUUAUCUGAGUUUCUCUUUUCUGACGAAGUAAUAAAACUUAAACAGUUCUGAGCAGUUUCCACCUGGAACCAGAACCACUUGAGUUUUCAACUACAUGAUAUCAGAGCUGUGGUGAAAAUUUCAGGGCUGCAUGAUUCAGAACCUUUUUAACGACCUGCUGAUGGGCAGGUCAUCUGGUUCAGUUUCUCAGUGAACGGAUCAGAAUCUGACCCAGGAACCAACUGGACCCAGAAAACUGAAGCUUCAAAUGAAGAGGCGUCCCAUCAGACGGGACAAAUGCUCUGUUCUUCUGCUCCUUGUGUAAAGUGGUCCUCCAGGUGAACAGGAAGUGACCUCAGACACUCGGAGCACUUCCUGCCAUCUGUUGGUUUUGUUCCUCAUGUUGGAUCAGAACCUGGUUUUCUAAGUGCCCUUUUUGUUUCAACCACCAGACUCCUCUUUCUUCUUCUCCUUCUUCUUUUCCAACCUAAUCUUCUUCUUCGCCGUCCUGGGUUACGUUUCUGUGGUUCUGUGGAGAAAACUUCGUCGUCGUUCUGAAUGUGAACUCCAGAAGUUUGUUUUUAAUUGAAUCCUCCUCUUCCUCGCUCGGCCAUCUUUCUUCAGAUACUUGAUGUUUACACUCGUUGACCUACGGACUGACAAACCCGACCCGGUCCAGCUGCAGUUGGAAGCUUGUUACUGCCAGGAAGAGAAACAUGAAAUCUGAGUUGAGUUUGAGCUAAAAUGAGCCGUUAUUUACGUGACGUUACGUUAAUCUCAAUAAUCUGAGAUGGAUUCAGAGGGCUUGACUGGAUGUGAUGUUUGGCAGCGCUGAGCUCCCGUAUGACGGCCUUCAGCUCCCAGGAAGCAAAACGCUUCAGUUCUGAAAAUUAGACGUUUUAGUGACGUGGCUCAGCAGCCAGAAACAUCAAAUCAUUAAAAUUGGUGAAUAAAAUGAUAUUUGACCUAAAAAUGUGAUGGUUAAAAUAAAAAGGAGAAAAUAAAUCUUUUUUAUUUAAAUUAUUUGGAAACAAAUGAAAGAUUUUUGGCCUGAAAACAAAAGGAAGCAAUGGAUGUUGAGCCUCACAUUCAUUUGCAUAUUUCUGGUUUUUAUUCAAACCUUUGCUGUGGCACAAAAAUGUCGGCGUAAACAAAAAUCAUGAAGAUUUAAGUUUAUCUGUGUAAUCUUUUAAAACAAUGAAGAUUUCAUGUAUAAAUGCAUCAAAUGUGGGCCUGCUGCAGGAGAAUUAAAGCUACCAACAUUCCUCAUUCAUCCGUAAAUAUUUCUGUCCCAGGGAAGAAGUUGGAUGUUUGUUUUCGCUCCUCGCUGGUUUGUCGCUUCCAGAGCAGGAAAUGACAUACAGGGUUGGUCUCAUGGUUCUAUCUUCUCCUCAUAAACCCGCCCACGCCUCGCCCUGUGAUGAAACGUUUGCAUCUGUAGCUGAAGAUGAUCUGCGGCGCCGUCGUGUUACAAACCCUGGUUUAUUCUCCCGUCUCUGGUUUUCGCUUCACUAACAUCAAGUUUCUGCCGGCGCCGAGUGUUGGGCUGGACCGAUUCGUUUGCACUCUCAGCCUCCACACGUGUUCAUAUACCUCAUUUUUUAAAAGUGUUUCUGUGUCCAAACGGACCCGAUUACCUCACAUGUACAGUGCUGAUAUUUGACUCCAUGAUGUGGAGUUUUUUAAAUGCCUCGUUGUGUUUGGUGCGCGUCAGAUUUUCCCUCUGGAGCUGUCUGGUAAACGCUUUGAAGAGUUUGGGAACAUUUUUAUGUUUUUUAAUUUGCUCUUUUUAGGGAUUUCUUCAAUGAAAUGGACCAGAUUUUUAAAUAUAUGGUAAAAUUAAUGGAAAUCAAAUUAUGUCAAAUUUAUGAACUAAUUAGAAGAAAACUGUAGGGGUAAAAAAAACAAUUACAGCCUAAUAAAAUUAUUACAGUACAUAAAUAGCCAGAUUUAUAUUUAGGAAUGUUUUUUGUAUUAUAAGAAAUUUUAUAAUAUAUUAUUAAGGAAAGCAGCACCAUAAAUUUACAUGUGAGGGCACAAUUUGAAAUGUCAUUUUUUAUCAUUUCUAAAUAAAAUGCUACAUUUUUUUAUUAAAAUAAUGUUAGUUGCACUUGCCUUGCUCAUACCUUAUUUUGCUAAAACAAAUUUGGAUCUACGAACAAACAUUUUUUUGACUAAAUAUACAGAAUUUUCCAAAGGGAUUUUAUGAAAUAUUAGGAAUGAAAUCAUAAAAUUAAAAUCUAAAAUAUUUUAAUUUGGGGAAACAGCAACAAACAAAAACAUGAGAAUCACUUAAAAUGAGAGAAUAAAUAAAAACCUGUAUAAAGGUUCUUUUACCAGACAGCUUUAUUUCACUGUGUUCUGAUCGGGUUUAGAGAGGAACCCGGAACCUCCGCUCUGUCACCUGCUGCGCUCCACGGACAGGUGAGCGUUACCUGGAGCUUCGCUGGUUUCCUCAAACGGCAGUCAUGAUCAUGUGACCUUUUGAACCAAUCACUGCUCCUGCUGUCAUGUUUCCGGGGCCAUGAAAAAGAAAUGCACCCGUGUGGAAAUUAAAACAUGAAGCAAUCUGUUCAAAAACAGGGAUGGAUUAUUCUUCUCAAGUUUUCUGCAAUAAAUCUUUAUUAACAAUAAUUAAACACUUCGUGUAAAAUGUAAUGUUUAUUUUGAAAUAUUCUUUUUAGUUUAAAGUGACAGUUGAAAACAUUUUCACAUAAAUAAUUUAGUUAAAUCAAACCAAUGUAAUAAUAUAAAGCAAUAAAUAAAGAAUUUAUUUAGUUUUAAUAAAAUCAUGAAGCUGAUUGGAUCUGAUUUAAAGUUUCUCGGUCUAAAGGAAUCAUCGUCUUUUAUGCACGUUGAAGAUUUCCGAGGACGGACUAAAGCUGGAUCAGCUCUUCUGUUUGGACUUGAAGUAAAUUCAUUUCCAGCAGGUGCACGUCUCUCAUUUGGAGGUUUUUAAUGGAGGUUCUGCACCGUGACGUCACGUUCAUCAUCUCAUCUGAGACGCAUCCAGACACCGUUGGCGUGUAUAUAUCUCGAAGCUCGUGUCAUUGGUUUUUUUUUUUUGUCGUGAAAAUCGUUUGUGUCAUUUUAAUUUGAAGAGAAUAAAAUGUUACUGUUGAACCCACCGGCGAAAAGGUCAGCUGAGCAGUAACAGACAAACAGAAGGACCGCGGAUCUAGACGGGUUCCUGUACGGGAACCUCUGGGGUUCCUCAGGGAAUGAUUCUCGGUCCUCUAAAUGUUUCAUGCAGGUGUGGGGGUGAAAGGGAUGUUUUUAAAUAUCUUUGUUUUGAUUUUUUUUUUUUUUGAACUGUUUUUAUUAAUGCAGCCAAACGUGACUGAUGUUCAUAUUCUUAUGAAUUUCCUCAUUGUUUUUGUACUUCAGACGUCUUGUUUCUACUUCCUGUAUGAUGUCGAUGAACUGUUUGACAAAGAAAGUUCAUCUCUGUGUUUGUUUGGAUUUGAUGCAAUACUUUUAUAAAAUGUAACUUUUUUUCUAACUGAUGAAUCAAAACGGCAAAGUUUCUUCAGUUGGAUAAUAGGUGAGGAAGUGAUCAAGAACAUGGAGCCUUUAUCAGGAGAGAAAAUGCAGACCGGUCAUCAGUUUGGUUUAAUUCAUGCUCUGUGUCUGUUAUUUGACUGAUGAUGUGAUGUUAAAGGCCACGGUGAGGGUGUUUUUGUUUCCUUUCUAAUAUUUCUGACCUGUUUUAGUCGAUGAGACCGGGUACGUUUAAUGUAAAAACUUAAAUAAAUGUUCCCAACCAUG